Molecule: messenger RNA, 3318 nt
Organism: Penicillium verhagenii
Lineage: Eukaryota; Fungi; Ascomycota; Eurotiomycetes; Eurotiales; Aspergillaceae
Exons: 9
Coding region: 1-3318 (1105 amino acids)
Biological process (GO): transmembrane transport; chloride transport
Cellular component (GO): early endosome; Golgi apparatus; membrane
Molecular function (GO): voltage-gated chloride channel activity
Source: RefSeq, a predicted model, not a curated record
AUGUCAAUGACGGAUCAAUACGCGGGUAGUGGUGAUCACUCCCGGGCAAUACACCCAGAUCGCACCGAUCAAGAAGCCGAUCUCUCGCAACCCCAGGAUUUCCGUCGGGACACGGAGGGAUUGCACGAACCGAUAUCCUUCAAACCAAAACAAAAACGACAGUCCCGAUUCAGCUUAUCAAGCCUCUUCUCGAAUACCGCCGGCGGGUCGAAUACAGGGCUAGGUUUUACGGCAUCCCCAGGUGGACAGAACGGAGAUGCAUCGCCAUUAGAUGCAUAUGGACCAGGUGUACUGAAUGGAGAUUCAAAUUCAUCUAAAGAUGGUGCCCCUCUGGACUGGUAUGUAGAAGGUCCCGGUCGACGAGUCGGAUAUGAUGACUUUACCGCUAUCGAUUGGAUUUACGAGUAUACGAAAGAACGACAAAGAAAGCGGUUGAUAUACUCAAGCGGUCAAGGCUUUCUAGGUCACGCACGCCGAUUUCUGGAGGCUAGUAAUAUCUGGUUCGUCUUGGUUGCAACCGGCAUCGCCGUUGGAAUCAUCGCAGCGUCCAUCGAUAUUGCCACAAAUUGGCUUGGAGAUCUGAAAACCGGCUAUUGUAAAAGUGGCACUGGUGGUGGGAAAUUCUACUUGAAUCGAAGCUUUUGUUGCUGGGGUCUAGACGAUUGGACGCCGUGGGGAUCUGCUCUUGGCGCCUCUUCCGUUGGUGGAAAGUAUACAAUUGAGUAUACCUUUUUCAUCGUCUUUUCUGUGGUAUUCGCAUCCAUCGCAUGCAUUCUGGUGCGCAAAUUCGCCAUAUAUGCCCGCCACAGCGGCAUCCCUGAAAUCAAGACCGUGCUUGGAGGUACCGUCAUUCGACAUUUCAUGGGUCCUUGGACGCUUACUAUAAAGUCUCUUGGUUUAUGUCUUGCAGUUGCGUCUGGUUUAUGGCUUGGAAAGGAAGGCCCGCUGGUGCACGUCGCAUGCUGCUGUGCUAACAUCAUCAUGAAGCCUUUCGACAGCCUGAACGGCAAUGAAGCACGAAAGCGUGAAGUUCUCUCUGCAGCCGCUGCAGCAGGUAUUUCUGUUGCAUUUGGUGCGCCUAUCGGUGGUGUACUCUUCAGCUUGGAGCAACUAUCCUACUAUUUUCCAGAUAAGACUAUGUGGCAGAGCUUUGUCUGCGCCAUGGUCGCGGCUGUCACAUUGCAGGCCAUCAACCCAUUCCGCACUGGGAAGAUUGUGCUGUAUCAAGUCACCUACACGCGAGGGUGGCAUCGAUUCGAGAUCAUCCCGUUUAUCAUUCUUGGUAUCAUAGGCGGUCUAUAUGGAGCCUUCUUUAUCCGCGUGAACACCAAAAUCGCCCAAUGGCGACGAUCUCGGGGCUGGUCACGACCGCUAUUGGAAGUAGCCGCAAUAGCACUGCUAACGGCCUUGAUCAAUUUUCCGAACCAUUUCAUGAGAGCGCAAAAUUCAGAGCUUGUUCAAGCAUUGUUUGCGGAAUGCAGUAGCGAGACAACCGAUCGCUUUGGCCUCUGCGUUUCAGGGCCUGCAUCUUUAGCCAUCGUUGCUAUGCUACUGGUGGGGGCUGCUUUAGCAUUUUUGCUUGCCUCUUUGACCUUUGGACUCGAUAUCCCAGCUGGUAUCAUUCUUCCGUCUGUUGCUAUUGGGGCUCUUUACGGGCGUGCUUUGGGCAUGCUUGUCAGAAUGUGGCAAGAAGCGUACCCCAAAGCUUUCCUUUUUGCCAAGUGUGAGCCCGACAUCCCCUGCGUGACUCCCGGUCUGUACGCUAUCAUUGGCGCGGCCUCUGCUCUCGGAGGUGCAACUCGAAUGACUCUCUCAAUUGUUGUCAUUAUGUUCGAGUUGACCGGCGCGCUUACUUAUGUGAUUCCAAUCAUGAUUGCUGUUAUGCUGUCAAAGUGGUGUGGUGAUAUCUUCGGCAAGCGUGGUAUCUACGAGUCAUGGAUUCAGCUCAAUGAAUACCCUUUCCUGGAUCAUAGAGAUGACACGAAUCCCCCGGAUGUUUCAGCUCAUCGGGUAAUGACAACUGUCGAUGAUAUCUCUGUGAUCACUGCUACCGGUCAUACUAUUAGCUCACUGCGCAGUCUUAUUUCUAACACAAGCUACCGUGGCUUUCCGGUCAUUACUGAAACUUCAAAGCCUGUGCUGCUAGGUUAUAUCACCCGCAAUGAGCUAUCCUUUGCGCUGAAGUAUUCAACUUCGCCUACAAACCGCAACCUUGCCGAUGAGACUCAGGUCUUCUUCGUUCACCAGCCCUUUGCCGACCCCGUGGAUACCUUAGAUCUCCGGCCUUGGAUGGAUCAAACCCCAAUCACACUCAACAGCAACAUUACUUUUUUGAUCGUCUUACGAAUGUUCCAGCGUCUUGGCUUACGUUAUGUUCUUUUUUCCAAUAAGGGCAUCCUGCAAGGUCUGUUGACGAAGAAAGAUGUGUGGGCAGUACUCAAUGGCGUGGAGUUCCGUCGACAAGAGGCCCUCCGUGAGGAUGGAUUCAAUGACGCUCACGGUGCUGAAGAGGUUGGAUUGCUGCAUGCUGAAAGAAGGAGCAGCCUUGGCAAGGAAGCAUCCGAUGACAAGAUGAUGGUUGAUCCUUUUGAAGUGCGUAUGCGCUUCACAACCCAAUUGCAACGCCUAAGCGCAACUGUCGCGUCCUCUCAAAAAGCGGCCCACUAUGCGCUUAAAUACCGUGAGCUUGACGAGGACCUCCACUCUUGUAUUCUGGAACAGCUUGAAAAGAAUAACAUGAACACCCGAGCCAACAUCAUGUCCUUCAUCGAACACUUUUGCGAAAUGGCAAUGAAAGAAGGUCACAUUCCUUACGUUCGAAUGAUGCAACGCGACAUCCUCCGUGUUGUUGAUGCGGUUGUUCCCGCUGACGGCACCGGUGCGGCCAAUGUGAAACACGUCCGACGAGUGCUCAGCAGCCUUCAAGCCAAGCAGAUUCUUUCCGCUGAGUCUGUGGCCGAGAUUGAUGCGGCCCUCAAAGACCGUGAUACCCACCCUGAACACCUUGAUCUGGAGCAGGAUGAAGCACAAGAUGACAGCGCCCGGUCUAAGACGGGAACACCUCGUACUACCAAGACUCACGUGCGUUUCGACAAGCGACAGAUCGAGCAGCGAAUUGAAGAAGACCGCGAACGGAACAAACGUCUGAGAGAAAGCAUGUGGGCCGUUAGUGGAGAUGAUGAUGAAGAGGCCCAGCAGCUCUACGAUGAGUGUAGCGACAUUGGCGAGGAUGAUUACAUCAACGCCCGUGAAGAAGCAGAGGAACGCCGGCAAUGCGGAGAGGAUGCCAUGAGACAAAAUAAGCAAAACUACGCCUAG